This is a messenger RNA of Carassius auratus (goldfish), 888 nucleotides long. Its product is annotated as phosphoenolpyruvate carboxykinase [GTP], mitochondrial-like. NCBI's taxonomy places the organism in Eukaryota, Metazoa, Chordata, Actinopteri, Cypriniformes, Cyprinidae. Gene Ontology annotation, cellular component: cytosol. The record is from RefSeq and is a predicted model, not a curated record. Gene Ontology annotation, molecular function: phosphoenolpyruvate carboxykinase (GTP) activity; GTP binding; manganese ion binding. The transcript is spliced from 4 exons. Gene Ontology annotation, biological process: oxaloacetate metabolic process; cellular response to glucose stimulus; propionate catabolic process. The annotation marks the transcript as partial.
ACGUCCCUGAAGACAAACCCUCAUGCCAUGGCAACCAUCUCCAGGAACACAGUGUUCACUAACGUGGGAGAGACCAGCGAUGGGGGCGUCUGGUGGGAGGGUCUGGAACCACCUGCACCAGGAAUCAAACUCACAGACUGGCAUGGAAAGUCCUGGAAGUAUGGUGAUUCUUCACUGUGUGCUCACCCAAACUCCAGGUUUUGUGCCCCAGCUGGCCAGUGUCCCAUCAUAGACCCCCUCUGGGAAAGGGAUGAGGGCGUCCCCAUUGAUGCCAUUGUAUUUGGUGGCAGAAGACCAGAAGGUGUGCCUUUGGUGUACGAGUCAUUUAACUGGCGUCACGGUGUGUUUGUGGGUGCAGCCAUGAGAUCUGAAUCCACAGCUGCUGCUGAACAUAAAGGUAAAGUAAUCAUGCAUGACCACUUCGCCAUGCGUCCUUUCUUCGGUUACAACUUUGGUGACUACUUGGCCCACUGGCUGAGUAUGGAGACACGCAAGGGCCAAACCCAACUCCCCAAGAUCUUCCACGUCAACUGGUUCCGAAAAGAUCAGAAGACCGGCUCUUUCUUGUGGCCAGGGUUUGGGGAGAACGCACGCGUCCUCGAGUGGAUCUUCAAACGAUGCGGUCGUACCAGUGAAGAUGAGGCUGCCACCCAAAGCAUUGUGGGAUGGAUUCCACAAAACGGUGCCAUAAACACAGAAGGCCUGGGUGGAAAUAUCGAUAUGGGUGCCCUCUUUGACCUGCCCAAACCCUUCUGGCAGAAGGAAACACAGGAGCUUCGGACCUACUUCACCCAGCAGGUUGGAGCUGAUCUGCCCGCACAAGUGGAAGGAGAGCUGAGGGCGCUGGAGGACAGAGUGAGGGAUUGAACACGCUACAUUACACUGAUG